Molecule: messenger RNA, 921 nt
Organism: Cryptomeria japonica (Japanese cedar)
Lineage: Eukaryota; Viridiplantae; Streptophyta; Pinopsida; Cupressales; Cupressaceae
Product: probable plastid-lipid-associated protein 11, chloroplastic
Exons: 3
Coding region: 56-730 (224 amino acids)
Source: RefSeq, a predicted model, not a curated record
CGUAUCGACAAAUGGAUAUGGAUACACAACCUGCUCAUACGCUGUGGCUAUUGCGAUGGCUGUCGCAAUUAACCCAUCCACUUGUAUUGUGUGUUCCAGAUUUCCACAUAAUAUUCACAGCCAUGGAAUUGCUAGUAAGAAGAAGUUGAGGGUAAUUUCAUCAUCAGACGUUGCUCCCUCAGCAAACAGAGAAGCAAUUUCAGCAAGGGAUAAUCUUCUGAAUCUAAUUUCAGGCGAGGAGCGUGGUUUAAAAACGCAAAAAAGCCCAUCAAAACGCUCCCAAAUAAUAAAUGCAAUUGAUGCUCUGGCUGCAUUUGGAACAGACACAGUUACUACAGAUUCUAAGCUUUCCGGGACAUGGAGAAUGAUGUGGACUACAGAGAAGGAACAACUAUUUAUUAUUGAGAAAGCCCAUCUGUUUGGAACCCAAGUUGGAGACAUUCUGCAGGUCAUAGAUGUUAACAGAAGCACCUUGAACAAUGUCAUCACUUUCCCGCCAUCAGGUUCUUUUGUUGUUGACUCCACCAUUCAAAUUGUUUCUUCACAGCGAGUAAAUUUCAGGUUCACAAGUGCAGUUCUCCAAGGUGCAAACUGGAAGAUUCCCCUGCCUCCUUUUGGUCAGGGCUGGUUUGAAACAGUAUAUUUAGAUGAAAAAAUUCGUGUUGCAAAGGAUAUUCGAGGAGACUAUCUAGUUGUUGAUCAGGCUUCAUAUACAUGGGAAGAGAAGUGACCUGUAAAAAUUCAAACUAAGUGAUGCUUGAACAAAUCCCCAAUAUGUGCACAUUCAUCUUCUUUUCUACUUGAUUUUCAGCAUGUAGCUUAUUUAUUUGCCUUAAUUCCAUAGAAGAAAGUUUGUAUUGAUUGCUUAGUUUGAAUUUGUUAGUACUUAUUCAAUAGUUUAUAUAAAUUUGCAAUUGAAGA